GAUAUUCGAGAAUAGCCAGUAAUCGCCCUAAAGCAGGAAAGGAUACGUCACUUUAAAGUACAAAAAUAAUUACAUUCAUUUUCACAUCAUCCUGGGAAAAGCUUUCUUUAGUAUCCUUUUAUUAUGUCUGUGUGGUAGUAGUUCGGUGAAGAUCUCGUUUUUCUGUCCUAUGAUUCUUUUGGAACCCUAGUAUCUUUUCGUUGAAUAUUCACGGCUGAUAAUUUUCUGUAAUGUUUUAGCAGUGAUAUAAAAUCUUUCAAGCUUUACUGCUAGACGGAUAAAAACUCCUGUACGCGGACUGUUGCAGAUAUAAGCGGCGGUGCGAGGAAACAGGUGUUUUGCAAGACAUUUCGGUUCUUUUGUGUGGAUAAUUAGAAAAAUCCUCCUUGAAAUGAAAUAAUAGAUUCUUUUUCUGGUCAUAUAUGCGUGGAAUGGUCUCCAGAGACUGCAUAUUUACAAUGCAUAGAGCAUCCGAGCUUGACUUUAUCGUAAUAAAACAAUCGACUCGAUAUAUUUGCAUUGAAUACGGCUCAUGGAUAAUGCGACGUUUGAACUUAACCUCAGAAACUCACGCAAAAAGUCGGGUAAGUUUGUAUUUCUUCCACGCUAACAAACUUUUAUCUCGUCUAGAUGAAGGGUGAUUUUGCUCAUUUUUUUUUUAAAGGUUAGAUGUUGAAGUGCAAUAGUUAGCUAUAGUUUAAGGUCAAAAUGUGUUUACGACUUCAAUCGCCAAUAUGCAUGUGUUUGAUUUUCCAAAUAAAUUAUAUAUAAUGUAUUAUGUAUGCGGUGUUUCAAAACAAUUUUUUUAUAACUAAAGCUCAUUCUAUUGUACUCUAUUGUGUGCAGACAGAACAAAUGGAGUGGAAAGGUAUUUUGGUAUGACACUAAUUCUUUCUCUUCAUCUGCAUUUAGAAAGUGGGCGCGACGAAUAGCAGGUUGCUUCAAGAGUUGGUUAUAAGUGGCCAUUUUUAGGACUUUAGACGGUAACAAGUCAUGAGAACUUCAGCAAUUCUUCGAGCAUGCUGUGGAGCUACAAUGCUUCGAGCACCUUUUCGAGUUUUAGGCGUAUCGCACUGUAAGGAGUCCCUGGAAAUAACUUGGCAAGAUGGCGCCGUCAGCCAGUUUCCCAGUGCUUGGCUGAGAAAUUCUGUAAGGGAUGAUAUCAUCUUUGACACCCAAACCUUUAUCUACAAUCAGCGGAGUUUUGCGGAUUUCUCGGCAAAAGAGUCUCCCAUCAUCUCGGCGAGUUACAAACAGGAAAGCGAUGACGUGUCAGUUGAAUGGCCUGAUCACAGCACUGUCUUCAACGCAUCCUGGUUGCGCGCAAGAGAUUCUACCAACGCAAACCAUCUGACGAACGGAAAGGACUUGGAGCUGUGGGAUGCGAGCAAUAAACUUGACAUCACAUAUGAUUUUGCCGAGAGGAAAGGAAAGCUUUCUUCAUGGAUGAACGACCUAAGGAAGUAUGGGAUCGCGUUCUUCAAAGAUGUACCUGCGAAUGAUACCGGACUCAGAGACCUGUUGGAGAGCAUCGGCCAAGUGAUGCAGAGAACACAUCCAACCAACCACCUCACAAUCUCAGUAGACCCCCAGAAAAUUGCUGAAUCUGACUUGCACAUCUACUCACCUGACAAGCACCCUGUUCACAUGGAUACGAGCUAUUACAGCGCGCCCGCUAGACUCACAGGCCUGCUCGCGACCGAAUACAACGCUCCAGUUGAGGAUACAGUCAACUACUAUGUGGACUCUCUUAAGGUCAUAGAGGACAUUCGCAAAGAGGAGCCUGAAGCUUACGAGCUUUUAAAAUCCGUGCCCGCACGCUUUGCAAGGAGACGUAUGACGGUCCAGGAACCGGUAGAACCAGAACGAGUCCCAGCCUUCCAUUUUGAGACGCUCGUCAAAACGCCAUUCAUUGGAUAUGACGAGGGGGAAGACCGUCCGAUGCUGCGCUUUAGCAACAAGCAGUGUGGAAUCGACCCGGACGCCACCAAGGAUCCUCAGACCAUGAGGCGAUUCUUUGAGGCGGUCAAACUCCUGGAGACAAAGUUGACUGAUCCUGAGAAUCAUCAGCAGCUCGUUUUGAGGCAGGGCUGGUGCGCCGUGUUCAACAAUUGGCGCGUCUGCCACGGCCGGAGUGCCGUCCACCCCACGACUCGACGCACUCUUAUGCUGUCAUUCAUAAGCGAUAUCACGUGGAAAACACGAUGGAGGAUCCUACUGGGGGAGACGGCGGGCCUGGAUCCGAAGUGGCUGUACGGAUGCUCGGAAAAGGAGCUAGAAAUACUUGCUAAUCGAUUUGAAAAAUGAAUUGUUUCUGAUGCUGAACAAUAAAUAAAUAAUAGUGAUUACUUUGAUUAA
Molecule: messenger RNA, 2358 nt
Organism: Nematostella vectensis (starlet sea anemone)
Lineage: Eukaryota; Metazoa; Cnidaria; Anthozoa; Actiniaria; Edwardsiidae
Product: trimethyllysine dioxygenase
Exons: 3
Coding region: 994-2307 (437 amino acids)
Biological process (GO): carnitine biosynthetic process
Cellular component (GO): mitochondrion
Molecular function (GO): oxidoreductase activity
Source: RefSeq, a predicted model, not a curated record